Salarias fasciatus (jewelled blenny) is the source of this 2336-nucleotide messenger RNA. It is a transcript of the gene tmem39b, whose product is annotated as transmembrane protein 39B. Bases 226 to 1692 code for a protein of 488 amino acids. Gene Ontology annotation, cellular component: membrane. The transcript is spliced from 9 exons. NCBI's taxonomy places the organism in Eukaryota, Metazoa, Chordata, Actinopteri, Blenniiformes, Blenniidae. The record is from RefSeq and is a predicted model, not a curated record.
UCAUCCACCAGCGGCCACUUUCACAUCAACAAUGAGAGCCUCCGCGGCUCCCGGGCAAAAACAAACGCGGAGUUUACUCGCUUCCCACCGACACUGAGCGUGUUUCCCCGGUCGUCUGUGCGGCGGCGCGGCCCCCGACUCCCACACCGACCGACGAUACAAAAACCAGAAGAAAAAUCCCCCAAGCAGUCGCAGCUGAAGUAAGUGAGUUGUGGGUGUGCUGCCAUGGCGGGUGGAAGGAGAGGGGCCAAUCGCACCACCUACUGCAGACCGCCGCUGAGCAGUGAACCCGGCUCCGUCAGCAACGGCAGCCACACGACCAGCUCCCCGGUCACAGGGGUGCGAUCCCGCACAAGGAAUGGCCCCGGAACGUGCAUGUCCAGCCCGCCGCUGGCCACGCAGACCGUGGUUCCCCUGAAGCACUGCAAGAUCCCCGAGCUCUCGGUGGAUCGAAACGUGCUGUUCGAGCUCCACCUCUUCUUCUGCCACCUCAUUGCCCUCUUUGUCCAUUAUGUCAACAUCUAUAAGACCGUGUGGUGGUACCCCCCCUCACACCCACCCUCGCACACGUCGCUGAACUUUCAUCUUAUUGACUAUAACAUGCUGGUGUUUACAAUCAUCGUAUUGGCGAGGAGGCUAAUCGCAGCGAUCGUUAAAGAGGCGUCACAGAGUGGGAAGCUGUCCUUCCCUCACUCCAUCUUCCUGGUGAUGGCGCGCUUCGCCGUGCUCACGCUGACUGGCUGGAGCUUGUGCCGCUCCCUCAUUUACCUCUUCAGGUCCUAUUCGGUCCUCAGCCUGCUCUUCCUGUGCUACCCGUUUGGGAUGUAUAUCCCCCUCUUCCGGCUGAGCUGCGACUUCAGGCGAGCCGGCCCGCUCUCCCCCAUCGCCAGCAUCGGCUCCAAAGAGGUGGGCGGCGUGGGGCGGGGCAGGGACUACCUGACGGUGCUGAAGGAGACGUGGAAGCAGCACACCAGCCAGCUGUACGGCGUCCAGGCCAUGCCCACGCACGCCUGCUGCCUCUCCCCGGACCUCAUCCGCAAGGAGGUGGAGUACCUGAAGAUGGACUUCAACUGGAGGAUGAAGGAGGUGCUGGUCAGCUCCAUGCUCAGCGCUUACUACGUGGCGUUCGUCCCCGUGUGGUUUGUCAAGAGCACGCAGUAUGUGGACAAGCGCUGGUCGUGCGAGCUCUUCCUCCUGGUGUCGGUCAGCACGUCGGUCAUCCUCAUGAGGCACCUGCUGCCUCCCCGAUACUGCGACCUGCUCCACAAGGCGGCGGCCCACCUGGGCUGCUGGCAGAAAGUGGACCCCUCCCUCUGUUCCAACGUCCUGCAGCACAUAUGGACGGAGGAGUACAUGUGGCCACAGGGAGUCCUGGUCAAACACAAUAAGAAUGUUUAUAAGGCCAUGGGCCACUAUAACGUCGCAGUCCCGUCUGACGUGUCUCAUUAUCGCUUCUAUUUUUUCUUCAACAAGCCUUUACGAAUAUUGAACAUACUCAUCAUCCUGGAAGGCGCCAUGAUCUUCUACCAGCUGUACUCGCUGAUAUGCUCCGAAAAGUGGCACCAGACGAUAUCGCUGGCCCUCAUCCUCUUCAGCAACUACUACGCCUUCUUCAAACUGCUCAGAGACAGAAUAGUCUUAGGAAAAGCGUACUCAUACUCAAACAGCGCUUCAGACCAGAAAGUCAGUUAGAGCCAUGCUGCCGUCGCUCACUGUCACUUUGGAACAAAAGGAGCCCGAGAGCCCUGUAUUUUUUCUACAAACUGUGUUUUUGUUCUGAUCUGCCAUAAUGAAAAGAAGUAUUUUUGUAUCACUUUAAAGUUUGUCUUUAGUUUUAUUAAAUUGAAUGAAUUUGACCACACGAGGCCUCUGCACGGUUAAAUCUGACCACUGUCCAGUUUGAUGCUCCUAACAUUGAACAGCCUCUGCACAGUUGAGCAACAAACCCUUCCUUUUGGGCACUGAAAGCAAAUCAUGAUACCAAUAUAUAAAGGAAAACAGUUGUUUUAUUAAACCACAGACUUUCAAAACGGAUUUCAUUACAAGUGUAAUGAAGAUUAAAUGAAAUUAACAUGUUUGCGCAAAACAAGAGAUUAACAGCUACAGAAAUUCAUCUGAUCUGCACUCCUGCACCAGAGGAGUUGAUUUUCUUCAACAACAUAGUAAUCCUGGAAAUAUUAACAUUUGCCCUGUUUGCCCCUUGGCAUGACUAGAGUGUAAGUCAAGUUCAAAAUGUGAAAAGAAAAAAGGAAACACAAACUAAAGGAACUAGAGACGGCAAAAAUAAGCAUUUAUAGCCAAUUUAGAUCAUCCGCUGAGUUUAAGAUAAGAUCAUA